AUGCAAUAAUUUUAAGUAUCAAAAACAAGACAUAUUGAUAUCAAAUAUUAAUAAUAACAAUUAGCAAGUCCUAGUUAAUAAUAAUAAUAAUAUUAAGUACGAUCACCAUUUCAUAAUAUUGAAAACAAAGGUUUUAUCCAAAAUAUAUCCUCAGACUAAGAAAUUAACAAUAAACCUAUUUAGACUAUAAAAUAAUUAACAUAAACACCAAAUGCUUCUGAAUAUAAAAUUUAAUUUAAAGUAGGUGGAGUAAAGUAAUAGUAAUAAUAAGUUGAAACAAAUACUAUGAUUUCUUAAAUAAUACCUUUUGUUCCUAUGAGUCCAUAAUAACGUCGUGAAAAUGUUUAGAUCUUCUAAUCUCCAUAAAAUUAAAUAUGUUAUCAAUAGUAAUAAUUGUAAUUUUAAUCUCCUAAUAGAGAGUAUAACCAAACAAACUAAUUUUAUUCUCAAACAUUUAUUUAAUUAUCUAUAUCUUAACCUUAUUAAAAUAAUUAGAAUUCUUUAAAACUAAUAAACUUCACCAAUACUUUCAAUCUCCAAGAAGAAUUAAAAGCAUUAUAAUUGUAAAAUACAACCAUAACUUAAGAAAUCUAAAAAUUAGAAUCUUAAGCUUUUAGAGGCCAAUCCACUCAUUUUAUUAAAGAACUUGAAGAUAAGAUAACUAUGUUGUCAUAAAUGAAUAAGAAACUAUAAAUAGAUAAUCGUGAAUUAAUAAAUGUCUAAGAUGUAUAAGUUUUGAGAGAUCUCAUUUUAAAAUAUUAAAAUGAUAGAAAAAUGGCUUAUAAUUAAUUAGUUGCAGUAAAGAAUGAAAUUUAGAAUUAUAGAAUAAAGUAAGAAGAGUUAAAGGAAAAGCUAAAAAAUGAAGAGUCUACAUAGUUAAAUAAUUUAAUUUAGGAAUUUGAGAAUAAGGUAUAAACAUUAAUUUUAGAGAAUGAUAGAAUAAAUUUAUAAUUAAAAAAUGGUGAAAACAUUUUGAGUUUAGUAUUGAAAUAGAAGAAGGAGAAUGAAUAAUUAAAGCAAAAGUUAGUUAAAUUAAAAAAAGAUGAAGAAAUUGCUUAAAAAAAAUAUUCUAAGGCAGAAGUGAAAACUAAUCUUUUAGAAGAUUGCUUAGAAAAAUUAGAUUUGUUGUAAGAUGAGAAUAGGCGUCUACAAUAAAUGAUUAAGGAUUCUGAAAUGACUUAGGUGGAUUUAGAUAGUUUAUUAGAGAAGGUAUGAUAAAAAAGUAAUUUUAGAUAUAAAUAAUUCGGUUGGAUAAUGAAAGAAUGAUGAGAGUAUUAUGUUUUAGAUGA
Molecule: messenger RNA, 1289 nt
Organism: Paramecium primaurelia
Lineage: Eukaryota; Ciliophora; Oligohymenophorea; Peniculida; Parameciidae
Source: the annotation of a GenBank genome assembly